CAAAUCAUGACACAGAAGGGCAGCAUGAAGCCAGCGAAGAAUAAGAAAACUGAAGAACCUGAGUUGGAGCCCCUGUGCUGCUGCGAGUACAUAGAUCGCAAUGGGGAAAAGAACCACCUGGCGGCUUGUUUGUGUGAUUGCGAAGAUCUGGAUGAAGGGUGUGAUAGGUGGAUUACAUGUAAAUCUGUGCGGCCAGAGACUUGUGAAAGAAUCAUGGAUACAAUUUCUGAUCGCCUCCGAAUUCCUUGGCUUAGGGGAGCCAAAAAAGUUAACAUCAGCAUCAUUCCUCCUCUUGUCCUCCUGCCUGUCUUCCUUCACGUGGCUUCCUGGCAUUUCCUCCUGGGGGUGGUGGUUUUGACCUCCCUCCCUGUGCUGGCACUGUGGUACUACUACCUCACUCACAGAAGGAAAGAACAGACUCUGUUUUUCCUGAGCCUUGGCCUGUUCUCACUGGGCUACAUGUACUAUGUGUUCCUGCAGGAAGUGGUCCCCAAAGGGCGUGUGGGGCCCACUCGCCUGGCUGUUCUCACCUGCGGGUUAUUUCUGAUACUCUUAGCCUUGUACAGAGCCAAGAAGAAUCCAGGCUACCUCAGCAAUCCAGCAAGCAGUGACAGAUCUCUAAGUGGCAGCCACAUGGGAUGCCUGAACAGAAAGGGGCAGGACAAGACCAAAGGGUUCCCUGGAGCAGACACAUCAGGAAGCCUCAACAAUCGCACGCUCAAGGAUGACCUUAAGGGCUCUUCCAGGAUGUCGGCUGGAAGUCCCACCAAGGUGAAGGAGGACUGGUGUGCCAAGUGCCAGCUGGUGCGACCAGCCCGGGCAUGGCAUUGCCGGAUCUGUGGCAUCUGUGUGAAGAGAAUGGAUCAUCAUUGUGUCUGGAUAAAUAGCUGCGUUGGAGAAUCCAAUCAUCAAGCAUUUAUACUUGCCCUUUUGAUCUUCUUGCUCACCUCGGUGUAUGGGAUCACGCUGACCUUGGACACCAUUUGUAGAGAUAGAAGUGUCUUCACAGCUCUCUUCUAUUGUCCUGGAGUUUAUGCAAAUUAUAGCUCGGCUCUGUCCUUCACCUGCGUGUGGUACUCAGUGAUCAUCACAGCGGGUAUGGCCUACAUCUUCCUGAUCCAGCUGAUAAACAUCAGCUACAACGUGACCGAGAGGGAAGUCCAGCAGGCCCUUCGACAGAAGACCGGGCGCCGGCUCCUCUGCGGGCUCAUCGUGGACACGGGUAAGGUGCUAGCACACUUGUGA
This is a messenger RNA of Propithecus coquereli (Coquerel's sifaka), 1245 nucleotides long. It is a transcript of the gene ZDHHC23, whose product is annotated as zinc finger, DHHC-type containing 23. Gene Ontology annotation, molecular function: protein-cysteine S-palmitoyltransferase activity. Gene Ontology annotation, biological process: peptidyl-L-cysteine S-palmitoylation; protein targeting to membrane. The coding region runs from base 7 to 1245 and encodes 412 amino acids. Gene Ontology annotation, cellular component: Golgi apparatus; endoplasmic reticulum. The transcript has 5 exons. NCBI's taxonomy places the organism in Eukaryota, Metazoa, Chordata, Mammalia, Primates, Indriidae. The record is from RefSeq and is a predicted model, not a curated record.